AUGAUAUCUGAGUUCUUUACACGCAACCUGCAUCGAACAAUUGAUUUUCUAUCGAAGGUUGGGCUUGUGUCAGAAGAAAUCGAUGUGAAGCUCGAAUCCAAAGAGCACCUGUCUUUAACAUACCAGAAUAUUAAAGAGUAUCGUAAGACAUACACAUUUCUGUUGUGCAAAACCAGCAAGCUUCAUUUGGAAGAGGUUGUGUUCUGUGCAUGCUGCUCAAGCCGCAUAAAUUUCAUAAGAAAUCUAAAUCUGAUCAUCCACUUGAAUAAAAAGAUGAGUGUGCAUUGGGUUGGAGCACAAAGAGACGAAUUUCUGCUCUACAUAGAAGGAAAAGUAAAGAAAGAUGUUGAUAUAUUGAUACAGGUUGUUUCCAUGAAUCCUUGGUUCUGGGAUGCAUACUUAGAGCUUGCAGAGCUGAUUACGCCAGAUAUUGUUGACUCUUUAAAUAUAUCAGAAGGAUUGAGUGACUUUUUCUUUAUGCAUCUAUUCUGUACGAAGAUGAUCAAGAAGGCUGCACAACCGAUUUCUGGAGAGGUCCAUGAAUGCAAAAGAAGUUCAGUGCAAUCUGAAAAGGUAUGUGUCAACAAGAAAUAUCCAAACCUGGCAGGUGCGGUUCUCUAUCAUCAAAAGGAUUUUUCAGGAUGUAUUGAAGUAUUUGAAGAGAUAACAAAAAGCGCAUUGUACUAUGAUUUGGAUUAUGUUGAUUUGUAUUCAAAUGCAUUAUACAUCAAAAAUGAUAGUAGAGUGAUUUUUCUUGCAGAAAGUGCACUUAAGAUAAACAAGUAUCGAUCAGAAACUAUGUGCUGUAUAGCCAACUAUUACUCUAUGAAGAAUGAUCAUGAAAAGGCAAUUGAGUAUUUCAGGCUCGGCGUGCGUCUCAAUCCAUGCUCUGCGAUUUUAUAUACUCUUAUUGGGCAUGAAUACUUGGAAAUGAAAAAAAUGGAGUGUGCAAUAAGUUCAUAUAACACAGCACUUAGGUUGUGCUCUACAGACUACCGGGCAUGGUACAGUGCAGGGCAGGCAUACAUAACAAUGGGCAUGCACGAGUAUGCUCUUUUUUUCAUCAAAAAAGCACUGGAAUGUAAGAGCACAGAUUCAAUUGUGUGGACUGCAUUAGGACAGUGCUACGCAAGUCUGAGAAGAACAGAUGAAGCUAUUGCGACCUUUAAGAAUGUGAUAGAACUUGAGGAUGCCGAUGGGUAUCUUUACAUUGGAGAUGUAUACAAGAACGAGAAGAAAUACACUGAGGCAGUUGUGUAUUACGAAAAGUAUGUGGAAUAUAGCAAAGAUGAUACAAGGAAGAUAUGUGUUUUUCUUGAGGAGUACUUUAGAAGGAUGAAUGAUGAUAAGCGAUGCUCAUAUUAUCAAAGUCUUGCAAAUAGAUAA
This is a messenger RNA of Ordospora colligata OC4, 1386 nucleotides long. RefSeq lists its product as uncharacterized. The record is from RefSeq and is a predicted model, not a curated record. The transcript has a single exon. The coding region runs from base 1 to 1386 and encodes 461 amino acids. NCBI's taxonomy places the organism in Eukaryota, Fungi, Microsporidia, Ordosporidae. Gene Ontology annotation, molecular function: protein binding. Gene Ontology annotation, biological process: cell division.